UCGAAAAUCAAGGCCCAUCUCACUUUUGAAAAUAAAUAUCCCCAAAAUUUAUAUAAAACAGUCCGCGCUCUUCUUAAUCAUUUUUUGUUCAAGCACAAUGAAAAACACAAGGCCACGAUCUGCUCAAAAGAAGGGGGAUCGUGGAAGACCGAAUUUGAUUAGCAAAAUGCCAGAUGAUGUUCUUGUUACGAUACUAUCUCUUAUGCCUAUUAAAGAUGCAGCGGUCACAAGCGUUCUCUCCACGAGGUGGAGGCACUUAUGGCGUAAUUUGCUCCGACUGAACUUUGAUGGUACUAAAACUUUAAAAAAGAUGGUCAAAGAUAAGAAACUUUGUGAUACAGAGAGGGCUAAGUACAUCAAGCAGGUGUAUAAUGUCAUCAACAGUUAUUACAACCACCCGAUGGUUCAAGAUAUUCGGAUUCGAUUUGAUUUGGAUGAUAGUCAUUCUGAAGCGAUCAAUGAUUGGGUUCAGUUUGCUCUAGACAAGAAAGUUGAGAGGCUUGAACUAAACUUACUGGAUAAAAAUUACAGCGUUCGCGAACCAGACGAAAACUAUGAGUUCUGGUUACCAUCAUCAAGUAUGGCUGGGGAGAUGUUCUCUCUUAAAAAGCUCUUCUUGAAGGGUGUCAACUUGAACGAAACAACCCUAAACAUAAUAUUAAAGAAUUCUCCGCAUCUUGAAAAGCUUUACAUGUUUGGCUCGAAUUUGUUCCCUCGUAUUCAUGUUGGUGGGCAGGACAUCAACUUGAAACACUUUAAACUGGUGGAUUGUUCCGGGUUCGAAUCCAUCUCCUUAUACGGUUUUGACCUUGUGUCAUUCAUAUAUUGUGGUCCAGAAAUACAAUUCCAUCUCAGUGAUCUUCCAAAGCUUAAAGAACUUGAUAUCGGUGAAGUUAGUGUAGGAUUAGAGAAUAAUGUGUUCAGUCAGAUCUCAUCUUGUGCUCUCAACCUUCAGGUUCUUGUGUUGGACAUGUGGAGUCCACAGAAAGGUUUAGAUGUUAACGCCAUUAUCAAAUUUCCAAAUGUGAAGAAAUUAAUGCUGGUAAUGGGAGCUGAAGAAGAUGAUUGUCUACUGGAGUUCACUUCAAUAGCUCAGGCCUGUCCGCGUUUGGAGACUUUUUCAAUAUCGCUACAUUGGUAUACACCAACGAAAAGGAGGAGGAAAGUAAGACGUGUUGCGUCUCCUCACGUUCAUGAACACCUGAAGCUUCUUGAAAUGAUUGGAUAUUAUGGUCGAAUCAGUGACGUCGAGCUUGCUGUGUACUUCAUAGAGAAUGCUGCUGCACUCGAAAAAAUCGUCAUAGAUCCUUGCUGCCAUGCUUCUGGGGGAGAUUUUACCACAGAGGACUUUUUGAAGAGAGAGCAAGCUGCUCGAUCUUCUGCCAACCGCCAGCUCACACCAAUAUUGCCUCCAGGUGUCAAUUUGGUCAUCCUCUAAAUUGUCACUGCUUGAUUGUUUUUACAUGUAUAAACUACUGUAGGAGUGUUAAUGCUUUUGGAUGCUGAGAAUUAAUGCUUUGACUUGUUGACCAAAUUCUUUACCUA
Messenger RNA from Helianthus annuus (common sunflower), 1545 nucleotides. RefSeq names its product FBD-associated F-box protein At4g10400. Lineage: Eukaryota; Viridiplantae; Streptophyta; Magnoliopsida; Asterales; Asteraceae. The coding region runs from base 98 to 1438 and encodes 446 amino acids. Gene Ontology annotation, molecular function: protein binding. The record is from RefSeq and is a predicted model, not a curated record. The transcript has 4 exons.